CAGAAAAAGUGCAUAUAUAAUUUACGACAUACUAUGUUAAUUUAUUUUACAAUUAGAUUAGAUUUUAGAUUUUACAGAUUUCAUUUUAGAGUUAAUUAUUUUUUCUUUUAAAUAUUUAUACUUGUAAAGCAUGUAUGGUUCCGAAUACUUUACAAUAUAACAAAUGUUUGACUUGACUUUGUAUUGUACAACAUGUACCAUUAAUUACACAAAUCCGUGCAGAAUUCUUUUUCAAGAUGCGGCAGAAAAAGGACGAGAUGAAGAAGCAUCAGUGAUAUUACAUUGCGUAAGCAAAAGCGGUUUGCGAACUCGUUUCACGGUCAUGAUCGGUGCUCGUCCUCCUUAAUUGUACGCACCGAAUGACUCAUUUUUAUUUAUGAAGGAAGAAGAAACGAGACGGAGAUGAUUCACGCGUCUAACGAACUGUGAAUAUCCUCCGGUGCAUUACAUUCUUUAAGACGCAAAGAUGGAGUUGGAAUUCAAAAAAUUUUAAGAGAAAAGACGCAAAUUUUUUUUCAAGCAAUUGAUUCAGAAAGAAAACGAGAGACACAAAAUAAUAAUAAAAAAUAAAAUUAAUAAAUUAAUAAUGAAUUAACUAAUUAAAAAGAACAAAAUUCAAAUUUUGUAAAUUUUUUGAGCUUGCGGAAUUAUUGUAGUAUGAGUUUACUUAAAAAUAUCGUUAAGAAAGUACAAAGAUCAUUUUGAAUUAUGUAUGAUUUCACUUUUUAUAUUUAUUACUUUUUAUAUUAACAUUAUUACAAAAACAUAUAUCGUGGAGUUUAUUGCUUUAUUUGACACGUUAUUUCUUCCUUCUGGAUUCGCGCUAGCUAGAACUUUAAUUUCCGUCGCAGAAACGAAUAUUUAUAAAAAUUUAAUAAUACUGCAUUGAAUUGGCCAGUAUGAUUAAUAACUUAUUUUGAACAUUAAAACCACUAACAACAAUGCCUUUAAUAUCCAAACAGUACAAAAUUAAUCAUCGGCCAAUUACGCGUAUUGCAUUUCUAUAAGGGCGAGCGUUUUCACAUUCGAAGGUGAAAUAACUCUCCUUCAAAAAUGAAUCAUCCUCCAUACAUUUGAUAUUCUCGGUCCGUCACCUCUCGAACGUAGCGGAAGCGUUACAUUUACAGUCGGUACACAAUUCCAAAACCGCCGGAAUUACGCAAGGGUGAAAGCACCGGCCGCUGUUGCAUAGGAGAAUUAUUGGCCGCGUUCAUCUCGUUCGCUCACGCCUCGCGCGUAAUCUUCGCGAUCUCGAAAAAUACGCCCGGCGCGGGCGCUGCGGCGUUAAAUCACACGCGUCGUUUUUUAUCUUUAAACCCGCUUUCGAAAAUCUCUCGUUGAAAUUGCGGCACGGCUCACAUAUACCAUAACGUACGUAUACCCCCUCCCCCCCUCCCCUCCGUCGAAAUCUACACAAUGUUCCGAAACUGGUUCUCUUAACGACAUUUAUAGCGGCAUACGCGCCUCACGUCGUUAUAAUUUUCAUGGAGAAAGAAAAGGCGAGCUCAAAUUCGAUUUCGUGCGCGAGAUAAAAAGAGGGACGAUAUAUUUACUUGCCCGUAGCGUUUACGCGAUAAAAUUAACAUUCCGUGGAUGCGUGAUAUGGCGGUCGACGCGGGCUCCCGGGCGAACAUUUCGUGAAUGGUAAGCGAUGCCGUGAGAAAUUUAAUAAACUGGCUAAUUCGGCGCUCUCUCGACUUUCUUCCUCCGGACGCGCGCAUACAUGUAUAUCGGCAAGUCAUAAAUCGAGAGCGAAACUUCGGUCGUGGCAUCACGUACUUACGCUACUUCGAAGGCUGCUUGCGAUGCAACGGGGGAUGCGGCCGGGCGGCCCGCUGACCACCCCGUUGCCGCUAUAAAUACGUUUGACAAUGCUUGUCGGAACGUCAGUCCUGCUUGCGACACGUUUACACGAUCCGCCGAACCGGAACAUAUUGACCGGAAAGAUGGCAAUCAAGUUAAUAAUCUCGGCUGCAGCGGUGCUCGCGGUAUGCAGAGGCGCGGCGAUCCCAGCUGUUCCAACUGGCCUAAGUGUACCGGCCAUUCCGGCCACCCUGGCUGCACCGGGUCUUCCAGUCGCCGCGGUUGACACCACAGGUUACGAUCCUUAUCCUCAGUACACUUACGCCUACGAUGUCCAGGAUACGCUGACCGGCGACGCGAAGAGCCAGCACGAAAGCAGGGAAGGUGACAUCGUCCACGGCAGCUACAGCCUCAUCGAGGCCGACGGCACCAGGCGAAUCGUCGAGUACACAGCCGACCCCGUGAACGGAUUUAACGCCGUGGUCCGUCGGGAACCCCUGGCGAUAGUGAAACCAGUCGUCGCGCCGCCGCCACUGGUUUAUCAUCAGCUCUUCUUCCUCCUGGGACUGGCGGUGCUCGUCCGAGGGGCGGUGGUGCCGGCGGCGACGACGGCGGCGGUGGCGGUGCCCCUGGCGAAGCUGGAGGAGUUCGACCCGGCGCCGCAGUACAGCUUCGCGUACGACGUGCAGGACGCGGUGACCGGCGACUCCAAGACCCAAUACGAGACCCGGAACGGCGACGUCGUGCGCGGCAGCUACAGCCUGAUCGAGGCCGACGGCACGCGCCGCAUCGUCGAGUACACCGCGGACCCGAUCAACGGCUUCAACGCGAUCGUCAGCAGGGAACCGGCGAUCGCCGCCGUCGCGGCGGCGACGCCGGUGUUACCGUUCGGGCCGGCCGCCGCGCUGACGCCGGUCGCCGGUCUCGCACCCGGCGCCGCCGCCGUCCCGGCGGCGCCGUCAAUCCCCGCCGUCGGUCCCGAUUCCGACGUCGAGGUACUCGACACCCGGUCCGGCCCCUUGAGAGCGGGACCGACGACACGCGAGCAAGAGAUCCAGCGUCAGCAGCUGCAACAGCUGCAACAGCAGGAGCAACAACUGCAACAGCUACAGGAUCAACAGAGACGGACGUCGAGAUUGCAGAUCCAGCAGCAACAGCAACAGCAGCAGGAGCAACAACUGCGACAGCUACAGGAUCAACAGAGACGGACGUCGAGAUUGCAGAUCCAGCAGCAACAGCAACAGCAGCAGGAGCAACGAACCGCGCAACAACCUGCGCGGAUCAUCGGACAAACGGCCGGACGAAUCGCGAGCGCUCGAUUGGUCGGUCUUCCCGCUGCUGCGAGAGCGAUCACCACGUAUCCGUCCACCCCCUACCCCUACGCCGCGUAUAGCGUCACGUACUCCUCGCCCUUUGCCUACGCCGCGCCCCUCAACGGCCUGGCUUACACCCCCGCCGUCACCUCGACGUAAACUGUACCGUCCGUUUAUAUCUACCUCGACCUGUUAUUUGUUAGGAUUAUUGAUGACAAAAACUAAAUAAAUUGUUUGCCACAUGAGUUACUCAUAAA
This is a messenger RNA of Monomorium pharaonis (pharaoh ant), 3373 nucleotides long. Its product is annotated as protein bassoon. Gene Ontology annotation, cellular component: extracellular matrix. The record is from RefSeq and is a predicted model, not a curated record. NCBI's taxonomy places the organism in Eukaryota, Metazoa, Arthropoda, Insecta, Hymenoptera, Formicidae. Bases 1872 to 3275 code for a protein of 467 amino acids. The transcript is spliced from 3 exons.